CAUUCUGAUCAGUUGAAUCAUCACUUCCCGUACAGAGUGCAGUUUUUUGGCAUAGCAGUAAUGUAAUUUUGCUGCCUUUUUCCCACUUGUUAUUAAGUCUGUGCCAGUACAAGCUGCUCACCAAGGCUGUCCUUUUAUGAGAAUACGACAGAAGGUGGUCUACCCCUCUCCAUUCGACUGUAAACCAAUGGAGGGCGUCUGAGAGCUACUCUUUGCUGUUUCACUCAGGAGUGAAAGAGAAGCAGGGAGUGCAGAGAUGGCUCUCAGAAAAGGAUCUUCUGUUGCCCUCUCCGGGUGGCCAUCUGAAGUGCAGAUGAACCCAGCUUAUGUCCCUGGCCUGGAGGUAAAGCUGGGAGCACUGGUUGUUCUUUUCUCCAUCACACUGGUCUGUGGCUUCGCCCCUUUGUGCUUAGUCAGGGGGGCAGGGAGGUGCAAUGUAGACCCAGAAACUCGUCACAAGGUAGUGAGCUUGGUGAGCUGCUUCGCUGGAGGAGUGUUCUUUGCUACUUGCCUUCUGGACCUGGUGCCUGACUACCUAUCUGGGAUCAAUGAAGCAUUUAGUAGCCUGGGCAUCACACUUCAGUUCCCUCUACCUGAGUUUAUCAUAGCCAUGGGAUUCUUCUUGGUCCUGGUGCUGGAGCAAAUAGUCUUGGCCCUCAGAGACCGAUCGGCGGGCCACUCUGAAGAAAGACGCGCACUAUUGGUGGACUCCAGCGUCCAAUCACAUGACAGAGAUGGCCGUAGACACUCCCAUGGUAGGGAGGAAUUAGGGGGAGAGGAUGCCCACUUCCAUGUGGACUUUAACUCCACCUCGGCCAUCCGGGCCUUCAUUCUAGUAUUUUCCUUAUCUCUGCACUCAGUGUUCGAGGGUCUGGCUGUGGGGUUACAGGAGGACAGUCAAGAGGUGCUGGAGAUCUGUGUUGCUCUACUCCUCCACAAGAGCAUCAUCUCUUUCAGUCUAGCCCUAAAGCUGGCCCAGGGCAAGCUGCGGCGGGCAGCCGUGGUAGGUUGCCUCCUGCUCUUUGCCAUCAUGUCCCCAAUGGGCAUUGGGCUGGGCAUUGCCCUCACUGAGACCAAGUCAUCCCCCCAGCACCAGCUGGCCAGGUCCACCUUAGAAGGCCUGGCGUCUGGCACCUUUAUGUAUAUCACCUUCAUGGAGAUCCUGCCCCAUGAGCUAAGCUCCCCACAGAACCGCAUCCCCAAGGUGGCCAUGAUUCUCACUGGGUUCGCAGUGGUCACUGGAAUGCUGUUCAUCAAAAUGUAAAUAUUCUGUAGAUCAAUUCUUUGGGUCUGAUUCGAUCAAAAACAAAUUUCCUCUUGCGCCGUGAGAAUGCAAUUUGGACUGAUAAGCAUUAAACAAUGUUUACAGUAUGAGACCAAAAGAUACUCAAGCGUGUCAUUAAUUCAAACAAGUUUUCUUGAGGUGCAGGGAGAAUGCUGGUUUGCCUUAUACUGGAAACUUGAUUCUUUUAGUUUUAAUAUGUAGAUGAAUGUUAUUCAGAUUUAAAAAAGGAUAUAUGCUAAUCCUGCCAUGCUUUGAAAUUAACAUCAUAUAACGUUUUCUAUUUUAGAUAUGAGAAUUUGAAUGUAUCUAUAUUUUUUUAUAUAAACAAUGACAUACUUCACAAACGGCUUUCUGUAUACCGUGAUGUGGUCAAAAUGACCUGAUUUAAAAAGGUAAUAUGAGCAUUAUAAAACUCCUGGUUUGAUAUUAUAGCAUACCUAAUGUUUUGCUAGCUGUGAAAUCUGACUAGCUGUGUCCUGAAUUGUAAACAUAUUUGUUUGUUCAGUAGUAUGACUGCCUAGCCCCUAAAAUAACAUAAGAGCAUAUAUAGCUGGCUACUACUUUAAAUGCUUAAAAAGAUACAUGGAGUGGUUGCUCUUUGUCAGGCCCUUAUUUCACUGCCAUGUGGUGAGAGCUUUGAAUUAGUCCUCUAUUAUCUUGUAAAACUUGAGUUUGAAUAAUUGAAAUGGCUGCUCUUGUUUUUAUGUUCACUUUUAUAUCAGCACUUGUUUAUCUGUGCCUGAUUUACUGAUUUAAAAGUAAUCUGAAAUGAUUUAACAUGUUUCCUAGUUCUUUUUCACCUGGAGAGCAAUAGGAUUAGUGAUGAGUAUGAUAGUGACCAGACAGCCAGUCUGGCAGUGUAUUUUACUACUGAAUAAUCUGGUUUAUAUGCAGCCUUUUUAUUUUGAGAAAACCAACCAAUACAAUAGUUGUAUUUUUGUAUUUAAAAAAAAUCAAUAUCCAUUACGCAGUACUGUAAUUUCUGUGUUGACCUAGCCUUACAUAAAAAAUUAAAUAAACUACAUGCCCCAGA
Oncorhynchus tshawytscha (Chinook salmon) is the source of this 2318-nucleotide messenger RNA. Its product is annotated as zinc transporter ZIP1. The coding region runs from base 257 to 1264 and encodes 335 amino acids. Gene Ontology annotation, molecular function: zinc ion transmembrane transporter activity. The record is from RefSeq and is a predicted model, not a curated record. Gene Ontology annotation, biological process: zinc ion transmembrane transport. The transcript is spliced from 4 exons. NCBI's taxonomy places the organism in Eukaryota, Metazoa, Chordata, Actinopteri, Salmoniformes, Salmonidae. Gene Ontology annotation, cellular component: plasma membrane.